Messenger RNA from Trichoderma citrinoviride, 1854 nucleotides. Its product is annotated as SGT1-domain-containing protein. The coding region runs from base 1 to 1854 and encodes 617 amino acids. Gene Ontology annotation, cellular component: nucleus. NCBI's taxonomy places the organism in Eukaryota, Fungi, Ascomycota, Sordariomycetes, Hypocreales, Hypocreaceae. The transcript has 2 exons. The record is from RefSeq and is a predicted model, not a curated record.
AUGUCUCAAGACGCCAACUUCGGCGAGGCGGAAGCUGCCGGAGAGCCGCUCUCUGAAAACACCGUCGAGUACAUGCUCUUCGUGAUAGACAGUCAGCAGUCAGACCCUCGCCGAGCACGCGCUCGCCUCGACGCCAUUCGGAAAGCCGCGGUUGAGCUCGCCCAGUCACUCACAAAGGACUACAUCUGGCAGCGUGAAGCGUUUGAGAUUUCACUGAAGAGCGAGCAUGGACUGCUUUUCCUACAAGGCACAACCGACUAUGGAGAUGCCAUCGAGGAUGAAUGGCUCAUCGUCUACUUGCUGUGUGAAUUAUCCAAGGCCCACUCGGAUCUCUGGGUGCGAGUCUCCGACUCUGACGGCGAGUUCCUCCUGGUAGAAGCGGCCAACGUCCUCCCCAGCUGGCUGAGUCCGGAAAUCGAUCGCUAUCGUGUAUGGAUUCACCUUGGAAAGAUCUUCCUCAUACCCUUCAACCCCAACAGCCAAACCGAGCCAGAACAUUUGUCGGUCCUACAAGCCGUCACGUUUCUGCGGUCCAAACCAGACGCCCUCAUUCACCUCCCCGCCCUCGAUGCCGAAGCCUUUGACAGAUUGAGGAAGUAUCCUGAGCAAAUCGCCAACUCCAUACACCACUCUCUUGUCACGAUACCCAGGACGGUUGCCUACAUCCUUCAUGCUCUUCCCAAGAUCAUUGCCCCUGCCGUGGAGCAUUUCUAUCUGAGAGACGCAAACUCGCUAAAACCCAUUCUGUCGUCAACGGCGCCUCUGCGAUUCCCUCCCGAGGAUCUCGUCACGGUCAGCGUACGAUUCAGCAAAACGCUCUAUGCGCAACUCAAGUCCCAGAGAUUCGAUGCGCCGCCACGGUGGCAGCCCCUGCUUCGCAAACACCAAGAGCUAGACCUCCUCUCAAAGGAAGAUCAGAAAAAGCUGGAAAGGCUAGAAAUGGGGAUGAAGCUGACCUGCGGAUUCGAGAUGCUAGCCGCCAAUGCGGAGAAAAGCAAGAGCAGAGUCGCCCGCGAGAUGGCUAUACUAUUGGACGACCUCGAAGAGGAUGGAAGCUCGGCCUUGCCAUCCGACGAAGAAAUCAAACAGUGGGAGAACGUUGAUCGGGACGACGACGACUCGUGGCUUGAUAUCAACUACGAAGACUUUGAGCGUGAGCUGGAAGGGAAGCAAGCCGCUUCUUCUUCAAAGGCGCCAUCUGGCUUCGGCGAGGCUCAGACGCAAGAGAAUCUCAGAAAGAUUGUCUCCCGCUUCGAGGCUUUUCUCAACGACGAUAGCGCUGGGUUGGAAGGCGCUGAGCUCGACCGGAUGGACAUUGAUGACGAUGACGAGGAUGAUGACGAUGACGAUGAAGAUCAAGACGACGAGGUCAACUUUGACGAAGAAGCGUUCUCCAACAUGAUGAAGGAAAUGAUGGGCAUCACGAAGACGGGCAACGCAGAAGGAGAAAAGGCUCGCAAAGUCGAUACUGCCGAAGAAAGCAUGGACAGUGAGGCGGAAGAAGAUCGAGACAUCCAAGAGCUCGCCUCUCGCAUGGAAGCCGAGCUCAAAGAGUACGGAACACUCCAGCUCGAUCCACCAAUAACGGAUCGCGCUAUAAGAUCGAAGGAGAGCUUAGAGAAGGGAAAGGGUAAGCAGCCGGCAGUGCAGAAGGAGAGCGGUCAGCAGGCAAAUACCGCAGAAGACGACGAUGACGAUGAAGAGAUUGACAUCGAUUUCAACCUGGCCAAGAAUUUGCUAGAGAGCUUCAAGAGCCAGGGGGGCAUGGCUGGCCCGGCAGGGAAUCUCAUGGGCUUGAUGGGGUUCCAGCUGCCCCGUGAUGAAGAUGACGAGGAUGAGGCCUCCAAAGAUUGA